Centropristis striata (black sea bass) is the source of this 1542-nucleotide messenger RNA. RefSeq names its product NME/NM23 family member 7 (gene nme7). NCBI's taxonomy places the organism in Eukaryota, Metazoa, Chordata, Actinopteri, Perciformes, Serranidae. Gene Ontology annotation, biological process: GTP biosynthetic process; UTP biosynthetic process; CTP biosynthetic process. The record is from RefSeq and is a predicted model, not a curated record. The coding region runs from base 288 to 1310 and encodes 340 amino acids. The transcript is spliced from 12 exons. Gene Ontology annotation, cellular component: centrosome. Gene Ontology annotation, molecular function: ATP binding; nucleoside diphosphate kinase activity.
UCCGUUAAACGGAAUAACGGUAUUUUAUUGAUAGUGUCAAUGUGGUGUAGCGAAGUUAAUCAACCUAAUGCACAACAACAAUAACUUGUGGUAACUUUAGCUAACUAGCCAGUGGCCAAUAACUGCCAAUGAAGACGGACUGGCUAACUUCGCUGCUGCAGUUUUAGAUUACUUACCAAUUUUAAAAAGAGGAUCGCUAUGCCUUUCUUACUGAGUGGUAUGACCCGACUGCAGCUCUCCUGCGGCGCUACCAACUGUUCUACUACCCUAAAGACAGCUCAGUGGAAAUGUUUGAUGUAAAAAACCAGAGAAUAUUUUUGAGAAGGACCAAAUAUGAAGACCUCCAUCAAGAGGACCUGUUCGUUGGGAAUCGAGUGAAUGUGUUCUCACGACAGCUUAAUCUGAUUGACUAUGGAAAUCAGUACACAGCAAACAAACUGGGCAGCAAAAAAGAAAGAACUCUUGCUCUGAUAAAGCCGGAUGUAGUGACAAAGAUCGGAGAUGUCCUUGAACUGAUAUACUCCUCCAACCUGAUUGUGACCAAAGCCAAAAUGACCACGCUUACAUGGAAGCAAGCGGCAGACUUUUAUGUGGAACAUCAGUCAAAGCCUUUCUACAAUAACCUGGUGCAGUUCGUGUCCUCGGGCCCUGUGGUUGCCAUGGAGCUGAUGGGUGAUGAGGCCAUGUCUAUCUGGAGGAGGCUCCUGGGACCUGCAGACUCUGCUGUGGCGCGGAAGGAGGCACCGCAGAGUGUCCGUGCCCAGUUUGGAACAGAUGGCAUCAAAAAUGUUGGUCAUGGCUCUGACUCACUUGCUGCAGCAGCAAGAGAGCUUGAAUACUUUUUCCCGUCCACAAUUGGCCAUGGUCCCUCUAAUACAGCCAUCUAUACAGACUGCACAUGCUGCAUCAUCAAACCUCAUGCCAUAUCAGAAGGUCUGACCGGCAAGAUCCUGAACUCCAUAUCUGCAGCUGGAUUUGAAAUCUCUGCCCUUCAGAUGUUCAAUGUAGACCGGGCAAAUGCAGAAGAAUUCUAUGAAGUCUACAAAGGUGUUGUCACAGAGUAUACUACUAUGGUCACUGAGCUGUGUUCUGGGCCCUGCAUGGUCCUAGAGAUCCAUGGCACUGACACACCGCAGUCAUUCAGGGAAUUCUGCGGACCCGCCGAUCCAGAAAUUGCACGGCAUCUUCGUCCAACCACUUUGCGUGCUCUUUAUGGCAAAGACAAAGUGAAAAAUGCAGUGCACUGUACAGACCUCCCUGAAGACGGUGUCCUGGAGGUGCAGUAUUUCUUCAAGAUUUUGGACGGGUGAUCGCAACCAGAAAACACGAUACUACAUAUUGACAGGAAUCACAGUUGUCUCAUUUUUCUGUUUAUUGUUUCAGCCUUUUGCAGAUUAAAUAAAGUGACAAGAGCAGACUCCUGACAAGUGUUUUGAUCUUCAACAUUGAAUUAAGUAUUUUCACACCAACUAAACAUCUUAUUACACGGGAUACUGCAUUGCCUCUGAUAUUCUUCUAUUUAACUUUUUGACCAGCGACUUU